CUAGGUCAUUAAGCCACACGACACAGUAAUAUACUCAUUCUAGAAUUCUACCACGUGCUAACGAAAAUUGCACUUACUUUUUUGUCAAGAUGAUGAUGCGAAUCUUCGUAAAGACUCUUACAGGCAAGACCAUAACUCUUCACGUCCGAAGCUCAGAAACCAUUGCCAACGUCAAGGUAAGGAUACAAUAUAAGGAAAAAAUCCCUAGGGACGAGCAGUGGCUUAUCUUUAUCGGAAUUCCUUUGGAGGAUCACCGUACCUUGGCUGAUUACAAUAUCGAAAAAGAUUCAACUCUACACUUGGUUCUUAAGUUGGGAAGCCAUUUGAAAAUCUUCAUAAAGACUUUUAUAGGCAUGACCAUACCUCUUAAUAACGUCCGAAGCUCUGGAACCAUUAGCUACCUCAAGAAAAGGAUACAAUAUAAAGAAGGAAUCCCUAGCGACAAGCAGAGACUUAUCUUUGCCGGAAAACAGAUGGAGGAUCACCGUACGUUGGAUGAUUACAAUAUCCAAAAAGAUUCAACUCUACACUUGGUUCUGGGAGGAUUAUUUAUGCAAAUCUUUGUUAAGUAUUCUGCAGACGAGACCAUAACCCUAGUGGUCCAAAGCUCAAGCACCAUUGACAACAUCAAGGCAAUAAUAAAAGAUAAGAAAGGAUUUUCUACCGACCAGCAGAGGCUUCUCUUUGCCGGAUCUCAGAUGGAAGGUAGCCGUACCUUGGCUGACUACAAUAUCCAACAAGACUCAACUCUCCACUGUGUUCUCAGGUUGAGUGAAUCUAUGCUUAUCUCCAUAAGGACUACUCAGGGAAAGACCAUAGUCCUUGAUGAGGUCAAAAGCUCAGACACCAUUGAAAACAUCAAGGCCAGGAUCCAAAAACAAGAGGGGAUCCCUACGCACAAGCAGAUGUUGAUCUUUGACCUUCAACAGCUCGAGGAUGGCCGUACCGUGGCGGAUUACAACAUCUGGAAUGAUUCAGACCUUCGCGUCCAUUUUUUACGUUGUCCAAUGCAAAUAUUUGUGAUAACAUUCUCUGGUAAAACCAUUCUCUUAGAUGUUGACAGCUCAGACAUGGUUGAGGAUGUGAAGGCAAAGAUUCAAGACAAGGAAGGGAUCCAACCAAACCAACAGAAACUUAUUACGUUUGGUGGCAAAGUACUCAAGGAUGGUCGCACGCUUGCAUAUUACGACAUCAAAGAGUAUUCAACAAUUAACCUUAAUUUUAAUUUAAAUUUCUUUAAAUAGACGUCAUCUUUUCGUUUUUCCUUCUGUUUUUCUUUUCUUGUUUCUAUGCUUUAUAUUAAACUUUUUCUUAUGGACAUGAAAAUUGAUCGGAUGUUUGAACA
This is a messenger RNA of Raphanus sativus (radish), 1345 nucleotides long. RefSeq names its product polyubiquitin. The coding region runs from base 90 to 1244 and encodes 384 amino acids. Gene Ontology annotation, biological process: protein ubiquitination; modification-dependent protein catabolic process. Gene Ontology annotation, molecular function: ubiquitin protein ligase binding; protein tag activity. The record is from RefSeq and is a predicted model, not a curated record. Gene Ontology annotation, cellular component: nucleus; cytoplasm. The transcript has a single exon. NCBI's taxonomy places the organism in Eukaryota, Viridiplantae, Streptophyta, Magnoliopsida, Brassicales, Brassicaceae.